Molecule: messenger RNA, 5904 nt
Organism: Blepharisma stoltei
Lineage: Eukaryota; Ciliophora; Heterotrichea; Heterotrichida; Blepharismidae
Source: the annotation of a GenBank genome assembly
AUGGACCAGCUAAGCGAUCCUUAUGCGGUAUAUUCAGAGCUGCUUACAUCAGCCUUCGAAAAAAUAAACAAGCACUUACAAAACUGAAAGCACAAAGAACUGCAUGAAAGCUACAUGUCUGCUUUAGAAAAAGCCAAAACAGACCGAUCUUUAAACGCUGAUCAAUAUUUUCCAAUCCUUAACUCCCCCCCCCCCUCCGUGAGCGAACAAAAACCAUUAGAAAAAUCGCCAUUUUUUGACCAAAAACCCACCCUCCGUGAGUGAACAAAAAUUUUUUUAAUAGAAAAAAUUUUAAUGGAAAAAAAUUUUGAUAUAUAAGUGAUAAUUAGUAUAAUGAAAUCUAGAGCUAAUUCUGUUUAAUUUUAAACAAAUUGCGUUUUAAAACAUAAAUUUUGCAAAUUAAAUUAAUAUUUGCUUCCCAAUUUUUGCAAAUUAGGAUUUUUUUAAAUUUCGAAAAAAAAAUUUUUUUUAUAAAUUUUUAUAUGUAAAUUUUUUUUAAAAAAAAAAAAUUAACCCCCCUCCGUGAGCGAACAAAAUUUUUUUGUUCGCUCACGGAGGGGGGGGGGGGGAGUAAGCAAGCCUUGGACACAAAAAUUACAAGUAUCAUUGAAACCGUUCUGUAUUACAUUCAAAAAUUAAUUUCACAUGGAUUUAUGACUGGGAAUUCCAUUGAUCCAGCGACCUCACAAAGAUUGGUCGAUUCAAUCGUAGAAAGUGUCUGUAAUUGUGUAAGAGAAAGAGACGACAAUGUUCAGCUGCAAGUCAUAAAAACACUACUAACAAUGGUUACUAGCUUUAACUGUGAGAUCCAUGACAAAAUGCUAUUAGAAGCUUUUAGAGCUUGUUAUCAUAUACACAUUACCAGCAAUAAUUUAGUUAACCAAACAACAUCUAAAUCUCCAAAAUAAAUUUUUUUAAAAAAUAAAAAAAAAAAAUAUUAAAAAAAUAAAAAAAAAAAAUUUAAAAAAAUUAACAAAAAUUAAACAAAAAUUAAACAAAAAUUAAACAAAAAUUAAACAAAAAUUAAACAAAAAUUAAACAAAAAUUAAACAAAAAUUAAACAAAAAUUAAACAAAAAUUAAACAAAAAUUAAACAAAAAUUAAACAAAAAUUAAACAAAAAUUAAACAAAAAAUUAAAAAAAAAAUUAAAAAAAAUAAAUAGCUGAUAGGGUAAAGCCACCCUAACUCAAAUGCUGCAUUCCUUAUUCCAAAAAAUGGAAAGAGCUUCAACUAGCUUCAAUAAAGAGCCAGUAGACUACAUGAUAAAAUCCUUAGUCCGGCUAAUGGUCGACAAAAUAGAGCUACAGCAAAUUGACCAAGACUCAGCUGAUACCAAAAUUACAAAUGAAAAUGAUAUAGAAGCUGGAACCUAUGGGUGGUGCACAGUCUGCAGAAAGCCUGCAGAGUCUUUAUGUGACCUGACCUCUGACCCUAUUUGUUCAGACUCCUGCAAAGAAGUCAACCUAAAAAACAUAGAUUCUGCAGACCAGUGCUUAAUUGGCAGCGAAAAUGAAAGAUUUACUGACGCUUUAGUAGUUUUUAGGUCUAUAUGCAAACUCAGCCAAAAAGAAUUGUCAAAGUAAGAAAUAUUUAGCACAACCCCAAACUUGACGUUUAAGUCUAAAGUUUUGUCAUUAGAGCUCUUAUUGACACUUAUUGAUAACCCUGGGCCUGUAUUUUCGUCUCAUCCGCAGUUUUUAGAAGUCUUAAAAGGGACUUUAUGCGAAAGUUUAUUACAGAACUCAUUUUCAUAUGAAACUACUACCUUUGCAUUAACUUUGUCUAUUUUUGUUGCACUGGUAAAUAAUUUCAGAAGCAGCUUGAAAACAGAAAUCGGGGUAUUUUUGGAUCAAAUUUUUAUAUUUUUGUUAUAAAAUAAUAGGAAAUUGGGGAUUUUUAAUAACAAUGGAAAAAUUAAUUUUAGAAAAAAAUUAUAAAUACAAAAAUACAGCUAAAAUAUUAUUUAAUUUGUAAAGAAUAGAAAGCGAUAAUGCAUCUUAUCAACAGAAAUUAUUAGUAAUACAAGUUUUCUAUCAAAUUGCUCAAAACCCUAGGGUAGCGCUCGAGCUGUUUUUAAAUUAUGACUGCGAUAUUGAUGAAAAAGAUGUGUUUACCAGAAUGAUCGAUAAUUUAGGAAAAAUCGCUAUUGGGAAGCAUAAAGGAGACCACCAGACAAACCCUCAAGAUCUUGUCCUUCGUGCUACUGCAUUAGAAACUCUUGAAAAAAUCGUGGUUUCUCUUGUAGCUUGAAUUGAAGAAAGCCCUUCAAACACCAAAAAUGAUGACAGUCAUGAUGACAGUGAGUCAGCAAGCGACAUGACCUCAGAAAUCCCUAUAAUUGCGCUAGACCCUUAUGAAAAAGCUAAACAGCUUAAAGCAAUAUAUGCUAGAGCUGCUUCAAAAUUCAAGAUAAAGCCAUCGUCAGCUAUCAAUUACCUUUCUCAAUGCUCUUUAUUAGACUCUACUAAUAAAAAAGAAAUUGCUGAUUACCUUAAAAGCUCAGAAUUAGACAAAACUCAGCUUGGAGACUAUUUAGGAGAAUUCAAACAGUUUAACUUACCCCUCUUUAGUCUAUAUAAAAUGCCUAUUCUUUAAAAUUUUCAUUUUAAAAUUGAAUUUUUUUUUAAAAUUAUUUAAUUAAGUCCUUUAAGCGCGAGAAAAAUCUUUCACAAUCUGAAAAGGGGGAGUUAGAAGUCCUUCAAGAGUAUUGCCAAUUAUUUGAUUUUAGGAGCUGUUCACUGGUGAGAGGCUUAAGAGUAUUUUUAUCAAGUUUUAGACUUCCAGGAGAAGGACAAAAAGUUGACAGAAUCAUGCAGACUUUUGCAGCGAAAUUUCAUAAUGAUAACCCAAAUAUUUUUUCUAAUGCUGAUGCAGCUUAUGUUUUGUCGUUUUCUAUUAUGAUGCUGCAGACAAAUUUGCAUAAUCCAGCUGUUACUGAUAAAAUGCAGUUGCAUCAAUUUAUAUACAUUUUUAUAAUGAAUAUAAUAAAUCUAUUUACUGUUUAGCUAAGAUAUAGAAUAAAAUAAUUUUAUGGCAUAUUCUCUAUAAAUUAAUAAUAUAUAUCUUUUCUUCAAAAAAUUAUUUAUUAAAAAGUCAGUUAAAUUUCAUAUUUUUUAAAAAAAAUAAUAGUAUUUUUUAAUUUAUUUUAAAUUUAUCAAAUUAAUUAGAAUAAAAAAUAAUGAAGGCACAAAUAAUGGGCAGAAUUUCCCUGAUGACUUAUUAGAAGCUAUUUAUAAAGAAGUCAAAGAAAAUCCAUUUACAUUACAAGAAGAUGACGAAGCUAGAGUGAAAUUAGAAAGCACAGGAAAAAAGAAAAAUGAAAUUUUUGCCAAAGAAUCACAACUAGUCAUGAAAAAAGGCCAAGAACUAAUGAGGAAAACCAAAAGAAACAACACCUAUCAUAUUUCUAACGAUGUAGAACAUAUAAAAACUCUAUUUGAAGCUAUCUGGCAGCCUCUUAUAGCAACUUUUUCAAUAGUGCUGGAAGAAGCCACCGACCCCAAUUUCUGAAGACUUUCUCUCCAAGGCUAUUUAGCCUGCAUAAGAAUUGCUUGUCGCUUUGGACUUAAUCUAGAAGUCGAAAUUUUAGUAUCUUCUCUAGCCAAAUCUACCUCUUUAUUGCAAACCCACAGCACAGUUUCUGAUAAAAACGUAGAAUGCAUGAAAGCCUUACUAGAAAUUGCCAGAUACCAAGCCAAUUUUUUAAAAAAAUCUUGAAUACACGUACUAAAAUGUCUAUCAAAAUUAGACCAUUUACAUAUGAUAAGUUCUGGGGUAGAAUAUAAUGGGAUUGUAAGUGAAAUGGAUCAUACAAUUUCAGAAAACGUGUCAAGCAAAAUAAUCCCAGAUGAUAUUGACUAUGUAUUUAGUGCUUCUGAAUAUAUGGAUGAUGACUCAAUUAUAUUUAAUUUAAAAUAAAUAGUCUAAAAAAAUAAAAAUAUUUUUAAUUAUAGGGUAUUUAUAGGGAAAAAUAUAGAUUUUGUGAUUCAGUUAAUUGAAGUUUCUAAAGCAGAAUUAAAUUCUGAUACCUCUCAAACUUUUUGUAUUAAAGCUCUAGUAAAUGUCGCCCAUGUGAAUAUGAAUAGGAUUCGCUAUGUCUGGGGAAGAAUUUGGAACCAUUUAAAAGAACAUUUUUCGAAAGCUGGGCUGCAUCCUGAUAUUUCUGUAGCUAUUUUUGCAAUAGACUCUCUUAAACAACUGGCUAUGAAAUUUUUGCAAAUUGAAGAAAUGGCUGAUUUUCACUUCCAAAUGGGCUUUCUGGAAGCUUUUGAGCUGAUAAUGAAGAAUACUCCAAGUGAGCAUGUAAAAGAGCUUGUGGUAAAUUGCAUCGCAAAUCUUGUAUUAUAAAUUUCAUCAAUAUUCCUAAUAAAAAAAUUAUUUAUAAAAAAUAUAAAAUUCAGCUUAAUAUAGUAUAAAAAUGCUGUCCCAAAAUAUAAAAUCAGGCUGGUUUUCUAUAUUUGAAAUAUUCAGGCUCGCUUUAAGAGGUAAAAAUGAAGCAGCUACUCAGCUUGCAUUUUCUGCAAUAGAAUAUGUAGUAAGUACUCAUUUAAGCCUGCUCUCCAAUAACAUGCAAGAACUUGUAUACUGUUUGUGUGCUUUUGCUUCAAGCGGAAAUGAACAAUACUGUUUAAGAAGCAUGGAUUUAAUAGGGAACUGCCUACAAGAGACUGCAAGAGGGACUAUAAAAGGCGACUAUUGGCUGCCUUUAUUAUCAGAAAUUUCAUCAAAAUUAUUAGCUGAAAAUACAAAUAUAUACCUUAAAAAUAUUAAUUAAAAAAAUAAAAAAAUAGGAUUUUUUUUUGGAAAAAAAAUCAAUAAAAAAAAGAUAUAGAAAAUAAAGCCUUGAUAAUUUUAUUUGAAAGUUUAGAUGCCAUGGGAGACGUUUUUGACUCGGAAAAAUGAAAAUUAAUAUACACUGGAGUGAUUCUGCCUGUUUUUGACGAUUUUGAAGGAGGAUUACAAGCUAGUAAACAAUGGAUAAGCUCCACCUGCCAAAAAAUUUUGCUUUUAUUUGUAAAACUCCUUGUCGAUCAUUAUUCCAGCUUAAAGUUCUUGAUUCCUGAUUUUUUGAACUUGUUACAAACUGGGGUGUGUACAUGCCAAGAGCAAAUUGCAAGAGUCUGCACCAAUGCUUUUAACCAACUCGUCACCAAUUUGCCAGACUCUUUAGAAUUCUCAGCCUUAAUGCUUUCUUUUCUAUCAAACUGCCUUAAAGGAACCCUCCCAGAAGAAUUGCUUAUAGAGCCAAUAAAUAAUGAGCUACAGUUUGAUGCAAAUAAAUGCAUAGAAAAAUGCAUGAUUCAGCUCCAUAUAAUUGCGUCAAGUAAAAUAUACUAGAAUGUGCUAUUUUAAGCUCAGAAAAUAUAUGGUAAAAAUUAUUAUUAUUUAUGUAUAGAAUUAUAAUUUCAGCAAAUUUAUCAAUAUUUAGCGAUGAGUCACUAAAAGAACUCUCAACAACUUUAAAGGAAUCUUAUAGGUUUUCCAAAGGAUUUAACUGCAGGGUAGACUUAAGGCAAAGACUGUGGCAAGCUGGACUAUUGAAACACAUGAAAACGCUACCAGGGAUUUUUAAGCAAGAAAAAGAAAGCUUGGCAGUUUAUUUAGAUAUUUUGUUAGCCAUUGUAGCAAGAGAUGAGAAAAGCAAAGAAGAACUUUACUGUCUAAGUGAAGAAAUUAUUGCAGAAAUUUUAGAUAAAGGCAAACUGUCAAAAGACAGAGCUGACGAAGUCCUUGCUCUCUACCCUGUAGUCGCUGGAACCUUAUUGCCAGGAAUUUCAAAAGAUUUAAAAACAGUAAUGAAAAGAAUGGGAAGGCUAAUUGUUGACCUUAUCCAAGUAGAAGACCAAGCCGUCAGAGAAGAAGUAAGAAAAAUGCUGAUAAUGGCAAUAGAAUUUAUUAAUUAA